Folsomia candida is the source of this 2837-nucleotide messenger RNA. RefSeq names its product long-chain-fatty-acid--CoA ligase 4. NCBI's taxonomy places the organism in Eukaryota, Metazoa, Arthropoda, Collembola, Entomobryomorpha, Isotomidae. Gene Ontology annotation, biological process: long-chain fatty-acyl-CoA metabolic process; long-chain fatty acid metabolic process; neuron differentiation. Gene Ontology annotation, molecular function: palmitoyl-CoA ligase activity. The transcript is spliced from 11 exons. Bases 516 to 2804 code for a protein of 762 amino acids. Gene Ontology annotation, cellular component: endoplasmic reticulum; lipid droplet; plasma membrane. The record is from RefSeq and is a predicted model, not a curated record.
UUUAGAAGUCCUGAACUAUGUAUUGGAAUUGGAUUUGAAACAAUCAAAUACAAUUCCUUGCAGUUUAGGCUGAGAACUUUGGUGGUCCGCAGACCUCGGACCACCACACACACAACACAUCACUUGCAUACCUACACAUAACAUCAGGCGAUUCCCAUAUACUGAUCAAUGACCGUUUUCUACAUAGCUAUCUGGCACAUGCAUCUGAAUGAAAAUGUUUAACAAUUUUCCCAUGCGAACUACAUGCGAAAAAUAAUAUUAUAUCUGCCAUAAUAAAUAUUAUUUUUCCAACAAAGAUAUCCAGUUCAUCUCCAGCAUGUACCUUUGUGCAAAUUGGUUUUAAAGUGGAUUAAAAUCAAACUCGUCAAUAUUUACGGACAAUGAGAACGAAACCCCAUAAUUGGUAAUUACCUCACUUGUUUGAGCAGGCUUCAGAUUUUUGCGAAUCAUUCCAAAAUACGAAGGUGUAUCAGCACCAUAAAUUUGGAACCAAAAAUAGAAAAAAUUGGUCAAGUAUGGUUUCCAAUUCAAAUCUCGCUUUAACUCGUAAAAAAUCAAGCGAGCAUCCACUCCUCCAAUACGAACAUGGAGGAUGCAAUAUCUCCGAGUUGGGAACCCCGGUAAAGUUCCUACUUCCCGGAAGUAAUUUCAGAAUUGGAGCAACAUUACUAAUUACUACGUUAAAAGUGAUUAGUUCCGUUUACGAUACUUUUACAUGGUUUGGAUACUACGGGUUUCAAAAAAAGCGACGACAAGAGAGACUUAAACUUCGGAAUGAAAUCAAAGCUGAAAUUGUGUCCAGCACCGAUGGGACAUCCAAAACUUGGCGUGCGAACAGGGAAAUUAGGGAUAUUCACGUCGAAUUAGAAAAAGGGAACAUUAACACAAUGCAUAAAGUGUUUACUCUUGCCAUAAGAAAAUUUGGCUCUAAACAAUGCCUCGGGACACGUGAUCUCCUGACGGAAGAGAAUCACUUUGAGAAUGGAAAACUCUUAAAGAAAUGUGAACUUGGGCAGUAUCGGUGGAAAACCUACACCGAAGUGGAACAUCUCGCCACACAUUUUGCCUUAGGAUUGACCACACUUAAUUUAAAGCCGAAAGAAAGCCUUUGCAUUUUUGCUGAAACUCGGGCCGAAUGGUUUGUUGCUGCGGUGGGGGCCUUCAAAAAUAAUUAUACGAUCGCCACGUUGUACUCAACUUUGGGGGAAGACGCCAUCGUCCAUGGUCUCAACCAGACAGAGGCAACCGUUGUACUCACGUCGAGCGAACUUUUGCCAAAAUUUCGCUCAAUCCUCCAACAAACUUCGCACGUACGACACGUGAUUUACAUGGAACAUCAACUUCACCAAGAAACCGUAGAUGCUUCAUUGUAUCCCGGAACCAUAAGUAUUUACCCCUUCAGCGAAAUUAUACAGCGUGGGAGAAAAGUUAUUGAUAUUAAAUUGGAAGCACCAGAACCGGACGAUGUCGCCAUAAUUAUGUACACCAGCGGUUCCACCGCCGUGCCAAAAGGUGUCCUUUUGUCGCAUAAAAAUGUGGCGGCUGCCAUGUUUGGAGUUACCGAUGGGUUCGGACCGGUUUUUCCGGACGACAUUUACGUCGGCUAUCUUCCACUCGCUCAUGUCAUGGAACUGGCCGCGGAAGCAGUGUGUUUCUUGCAAGGAGUGCGAAUCGGCUACUCGUCGCCAUUGACGUUAACUAACAGUUCUCUCAAAAUUAAGCCUGGGUGUACCGGAGAUGCCGUCGAACUCCGACCCACGCUGAUGGUCGGUGUGCCCUUUGCGCUGGAUCGGAUCCAUAAAAUGAUUAAAAGUCAGGUCGACGAGGGUAGCGCCAUGAAGCGGGCGAUUUUCUACUUUGCUUACGACUACAAAUUGAAGUGGAACUAUAAAGGAUACGAUACUCCUCUCGUAGACAGAACUAUUAUGAAAAAGACAAAAAUGGCGUUAGGGGGUCGAGUUAGAGUUUUAGUUUCCGGAGGAGCUCCGCUUGCAGUAAACACGCACGAAUUUGUUCAAAAUUGUUUCUGUAUCUCGAUAAGUCAAGGGUACGGUUUAACGGAAACGUGUGCAUCGGCCACGUGUACAAUUCAGGGAGAUACGACCCUCGGGUCAAUCGGGCCACCUCUCCGAUGCACCGAUAUCCGACUAGUCAACUGGGACGAUGGCAACUACACCGUAAACGAUGUUCCCCUUCCACGGGGCGAAUUGGUCGUUGGGGGUGACGUAGUGGCGUUAGGGUACUUCAAAACGCAUGAAACUACAACCCACGAUUUUUUUCUGGAGGAUGGGAAACGCUGGUUCCGGACUGGGGAUAUUGCUGCUGCUGAACCGGACGGAUCCUUCAGAAUAAUUGAUCGUAAGAAGGACCUCGUCAAACUUCAGAGGGGUGAAUAUCUCAGCAUGGGAAAGAUUGAAUCCAUCUUUAAAACGUUUCAUUACAUUGAAAACAUUUGUGUAUAUGGCGACCCCAGUAAAGACGUGUGCGUCGCAUUGGUGACUCCCAUUCAGAAACAGCUCGAACUUCUCUCAGCCAGUCUUGGCAAUGGAGAUAAACUGACCCUGGCAGAAAUGUGUUUAGACGCUGAAGUGGAAUCCGCCUUCUUGGAGCUUGUCCAAAGCUUCGCGUCAACCACUAAAUUGCACCGGUUCGAAAUACCUGCAGCCCUGAAGCUUUGUCCAGAACCUUGGACACCAGACAACGACAUGGUAACUUCCACGUUCAAAUUAAAGAGACGAAAUGUGCAAAAAGUCUUUCAAGCUGACAUAGAUCGGAUGUAUGCGGGCUUGAAAACGAAUGAAUGAUGCGAAAAAUUUGGUUCAAAGAAUAAAAUAUAA